Messenger RNA from Patella vulgata (common limpet), 2319 nucleotides. Its product is annotated as myogenic-determination protein. The coding region runs from base 335 to 1372 and encodes 345 amino acids. Gene Ontology annotation, biological process: positive regulation of myoblast differentiation; muscle organ development; regulation of transcription by RNA polymerase II. The transcript has 3 exons. NCBI's taxonomy places the organism in Eukaryota, Metazoa, Mollusca, Gastropoda, Patellidae. Gene Ontology annotation, molecular function: RNA polymerase II cis-regulatory region sequence-specific DNA binding; protein dimerization activity; DNA-binding transcription factor activity, RNA polymerase II-specific. The record is from RefSeq and is a predicted model, not a curated record.
AGUUUUAAUUUGUGUUGAAGAGUACUCGUGAUUGCCAGGGUUACAGAACUGUGAAAUUUACUUCUUUUGGGUUACCGUGAAUUUGGUUGCCACGACUUAAAAACAAUCGACCGGGUUGACUCAAUGUCAUUCACAAGAAACUCGAACUCUCCCUGUUGUAGUGAAAUACGUUGUUUGGGAACUUCUAUGUGAUUGGUGUUGUCUCGACAGUAAUAAACUGUUCACGGAACUGUAAGUAUCCUCGUUGGUGGGGAAAGGGCGGUAAGUGCUGACAGAAGAAAUUAUUCCUAGAGUUUAAAGAAGAUAAGAUUCUUUCCUGACCUGACCGGCCAAAAUGAUGAUGAUGGCUGACUAUCGUAGUUGCCGAUACGAGCAUACGCCUCCUGUGUUUAACUCUAACUCUUUUAGCUCUGCCGACAUGUCAGAAGCUCGCCAGAUUAUGGAUAUAUCUUAUUCCCACCCUGGUGCUCGGGAGGAUUAUUUUGGGCCCCCGACUGCGGCUUAUCACAGAGCCUUCACUCGCCAAUAUCCAGAAGUUUAUGGGUACGGCAACAACACGACUCAGCAUCAGCGGUUAUUUACAGCUAAUGGCGAACCUCAACAAAUAGAGUGUAAGAAACAGCGGAACUUUUCACCCAGCAAAGAGAAAAAUUUUAAUUCCAAGGAGGACAGAAAGCUGGGACAAGUUGAUAAAGCGGGGAGCCCUGUGAAAGAAGAAAGUUGUAAAGCAGACGAAAAGUUACACGCUAGAGACAUGUGUUCACCAUCUAAAUCAGAAUUAGAUGACGAUGACUUUUUAUCGGAUGACAGUGACGGGCACGUACCCCAUGUAUUAGCUCCGGGUUAUCACGGUCCAAACAGAAGGUGUUUAUUAUGGGCCUGUAAGGCUUGUAAGAAAAAGACUGUCACCGUUGAUCGACGAAAAGCCGCCACAAUGCGCGAGAGAAGACGACUGCGACGUGUGAACGAAGCGUUCGAAGUUUUAAAACGCAGAACCUGUCCAAAUCCCAAUCAGCGUUUACCGAAGGUUGAAAUAUUGAGAAAUGCUAUAGACUAUAUUGAAAGUUUGGAAGAUUUACUUCAUGGGAAUCGAAUAUCGAGAAACGAAGAUGCAUCAUGUAAUGAAUCAGGAUCAUCUAGUAGCGGUUCUGAUUACAUGACGGUCAACAGUCCACAAUAUUAUUCAGAUAAAAUGCAUCAUAUGAACGAUGGUAAUGGUAAUUUUAACCAAGGAAAUAACGGUUAUGAAGUAUCGGGAAAUGGUGUCUCUAGUUUAGAUUGUUUGUCAUUAAUAGUAGAAAGUAUAGCACCAAACUCCACAUCAUCAUCAACAUCAGUUCUUAAUUUAACCCCAACAGAUCGACCAUUGUAAUGUGCAAAUGACCAACACCUGCAUUCAACAUGUAAUUCGUCCAUACAGUACCAAAAUGCAUGUGUAACUUACACAUAAACUAUGCAAUACAUUUUAGACAUAAAUAAUUCAGUAUUAUACAGUAACCGAAUGUGUACUAGAGCAGCUUAUCUAUGACAAUCGCAGCCUACAUUAAUUGUAAACUAAGCUAGAUGUUUUAGAAGACAAUGGGAAAAUUUUGUGACAAUAUGUGUAUUUAAUGUGUAAAUCAUCGAUACCGUGUAUUUUCUUCAAAGGGUACAACCGAAAAGAAAUUUGUUUUUGAAUUGAUGGCUUGUUAUUGAUUAUAUAAGAAAUAUGAAAAAAAAUCAGACAGUACACACCAACUUGAUCCGUACGGCGUGGGGUUUAAUUUGAACAGACUCUAUCCUUUGGCCAAAACGAGAGAUCCUUGAUUGCUAUUCGAACAGUGUUUAAAUGUAUUUAACAACUAUAGAUAUAUGAACAUUUUGAAAAUUUUAUCCAUGUGCUAAUUUUGAUGUUUAUAUAUUUCAUUUGUAUAAAUUCAUUUUAUUGUUAUUUAUUUGUAUUGUCUUAUUAUAAAGGUAUCAUAAUCUAUUGCCUUUGAAAACUGUUUAACUAUAUUAUUAAGUAAAUUUCUUUCACUUUCUAUUUCGAGUUUUUAUAUUAUGCGAUCUGUAUGUUUACUACUGUAGAUUUUUGUGUGGAACAAAAUAAGGUUAUUCUAUUCAACAGUCUUACUGUCCAUUUGUACAUAAUAUUUUGUAUAUUAGAACUAUAAAGAUAUAAUUAAGUGUAAAUAAUUUAUGUUUAUUUGUAUUCUAGAAUAUUAAUAGAUAUCCCUGGUGAUCCUUUCUCGCGUGCUGGUAGAUAUUAUCUAUAAACUUUUUCAGAACAAUCUGUGAGUGAUACAAAUAAAGAGAUGUAUAAAAUGUUCUGGAAUUAAA